AUGACAGCCUGGGAACCACCGGACUCCCGACGACGGAGUUUGCACGGUUAUCACUGUCAGGCGAAAAUGGCGGAAGAAAGAGAACCUCCACCGCUGGGAGAUGUUGGGCAGGCAGACUUUGUAGAAGUGGAGGAUGGAGAGGAUCUUUUUGUCAGUACCGUCACUACAAUAGAGCAGCUCAGCCCAACAACCCCAGAGCCUUCCUGCCUGCCUGCGGAAGACAUCAGCACAAACUCAAAUGGACCCAAACAAGAAAUAUUAUUAGAUGAUGACCAAGAGGACCUUUUUGCUGAAGCCACAGAGGAGGUCUCGCUGGACAGUCCCGAGAGGGAGCCCAUCCUGUCUGAUGGUCCAUCUCCUGCCAUCACGCCAGUCACUCCUACAGUCAUAAUCACCCCAAGAGCCGAAGCCUCCAUGUUUGACAGAUCUCUGGAUGAGGAUGAAGACACUGAAGAGAAUGGGGACACCUUUGAUAUGCAGAUAACAGUAUCUGAUCCAGAGAAAGUGGGUGAUGGAAUGAAUGCAUACAUGGCAUACAAGGUGACAACCAAGACAUCGCUGAACCUUUUCAGCAGGAAUGAGUUUUCUGUGAAAAGGAGAUUUAGCGAUUUCCUAGGUUUGCACAGCAAAUUAGCCUCCAAAUACAUGCACAUUGGAUACAUAGUCCCUCCGGCACCAGAGAAAAGCAUUGUGGGAAUGACAAAGGUCAAGGUUGGAAAAGAGGAUUUGUCAUCCGCAGAGUUCGUAGAAAAAAGAAGAUCUGCCUUGCAAAGAUACUUGACAAGAACAGUGACUCAUCCUGCUCUUCUGAAAGAUCCCGACGUCAUCCAGUUCCUGGAGAAUACGGAGCUGCCGCGAGCGGUUAGCACCCAGGCACUGAGUGGGGCCGGAAUAUUGAGGAUGGUAAACAAAGCGGCCGAAGCUGUCAACAAAAUGACAAUCAAGAUGAAUGAAUCGGAUGCGUGGUUUGAGGAGAAACAGCAGCAGUUUGAGAACUUGGACAUCCAGCUCCGAAAGCUGCACGCCAGUGUGGAGUCGCUGGUGUGUCACAGGAAAGAGUUAUCAGUCAACACGGCGUCAUUUGCAAAGAGUGCCGCAAUGCUGGGUAACUCGGAGGACCACACGGCUCUGUCGCGGGCUCUGUCCCAGCUGGCCGAGGUGGAAGAGAAGAUUGACCAGCUGCACCAGGAGCAGGCCUAUGCCGACUUCUACCUGUUCUCCGAGUUGCUAGGCGACUAUGUACGCCUCAUCGCCGCGGUUAAGGGCGUGUUUGACCAGCGAAUGAAAACGUGGUCCAAAUGGCAGGACGCCCAGCUCCUUCUGCAGCGGAAGAGAGAAGCUGAGACGAAGCUGCAGUAUGCCAACAAGCCAGACAAGCUCCAGCAAGCCAAGGAUGAGAUUAAAGAGGAAAUUGAGGAGUGGGAGACUAAAGUACAGCAAGGAGAGAGAGAUUUCGAGCAGAUAUCUAAAAACAUUCGUCAGGAAGUGGGGAGAUUCGAGAAACAAAGAGUGAAGGACUUCAAAGUUGUCAUCAUUAAAUAUCUAGAGUCACUAGUACAUACACAGCAGCAGCUGAUAAAAUACUGGGAAGCAUUCCUGCCUGAGGCCAAAGCUAUAGCGUAAGCUGAGAGACUCCUGUGGAAAUGACUGGGACUGAUGUUCACAAUUUUUGUGUCAUGUACAACGUAAUCAUGCAAAAAAAAAACAAAAAAACAAGAUGCACGGACUUGAUGAGAACUCCUGCCACUCGAAUAAAAACACUAUCAAUCUUUUAAUUGUUCCGUCCCUACUUUUGACCUUUUUUGGUAUCUUAAGAAGAGCACUUCUGUCUUUUGUUUGUUCUCAUGAAAGAAAUUUGGGCAGUAGUAAGAGGUAUUGCACUUGCAGCUUAUUGAUGCACUACUGCUCUGUCUUUAUAAGGGGUCCAAGCACCACUGUGUCUAUAAUGCCUUCUGUUCAUUGUUUUAAUUUUUGCCAGCACUUGAAAGCAAAUUUGUCAUUCUUCUAUCCACAGGCAAUGAUCCGAAAGGGGAUAGCCUUUGGGUUUUUUUUCUUUUUUUUCUUUUUUUUUUCUCUUUUUUUUUUUUCUUUUGACAGUUUUAAUAUGAUAUUUCUGUCGGCUAAACAGACUGAGCAUGUUUUGUUCAACACAUUGAUUGUUUCUUGUUUGCUACACACUGCUUGGUCCCCAGCCUCGAUGCUUGCAGCUAUAUACACAUACAUAUAUAUUUUUAUUUUGCCUCUUAGCCUGAAAUUUUUGAAUAUGGAAAAUCUUAGUUGAUUCUUUUGUUUUAAAGCGAAGUUAUAACAGAUUUUUUUAAUUCAUGAAUUUUUUACUUUACAUUCCUAUGCCACAAUGCUGAAAUUCUAAUAAAGGAAUGUACUUCAGUAUUA
Electrophorus electricus (electric eel) is the source of this 2394-nucleotide messenger RNA. NCBI's taxonomy places the organism in Eukaryota, Metazoa, Chordata, Actinopteri, Gymnotiformes, Gymnotidae. The record is from RefSeq and is a predicted model, not a curated record.